AUGGUUAAAAUGCCUUACCACUACCUGUUCCUUGUCAUACUCGCCAUCUCUGGCGCUAAGUUCGCGCUCGCUGAGGACGCGCUUCAAACUAUAUCCUCAACAGCUGAAGGAUCGGACAACAGCGCCAAUGGUCCGGUCACCGCCGCAAUUGAAAAUCUGGCCUUCAACGUCGCCUCCAUCGCCGAUGAGAUCGCACUGCAAGUGAACCGAAAGCUGGAACGUACGGCUAAUAUUCUACAUGGUAACAUCGAAACGCUGAUCACCAACGCAUUGGAGCAGCUGGCCCUGCCGAUCUUUCAAGCCAGUCGUAAGCUAAGUCACGAAAGCUGCAACACCACGCUCUCUGUAGCGGAUCUUCGUGCGAGCAUCCAUGCACAACUUAGCAAUUGCACCGAAGACCUCAACGCUGUGUUGCAGACUUACAAAUUCGAGGCAGAACAAAGCAUUUCGACAAUAGAGAAUUUAAUCGAUGAGGUUGUCAAUUUGCCAAAAGCGUGUCACGUGUUGUUGGCGCGUUCCGCUUCGACUGAAGAUGCGCCACAGAAUUUUGCUUCGACUACGAGUUGCUUUGUCGAGCGGAUGACUGUUUGGAAUGAGCAGGUUUCAAAGGAGUUGGAUGGUGUUGCUCAGCUAUUGUCACGUACACGUCAACUUUCUCAGGAGAGCGAGGCACAAGCACUCUUUUGUGUUGGCGAACUAGUGAAUGCCGUUGGUAAGCUCAUUGAUGAAGAGUUAAGCAAUUGUUAG
Bactrocera tryoni is the source of this 747-nucleotide messenger RNA. RefSeq lists its product as uncharacterized. Bases 1 to 747 code for a protein of 248 amino acids. The record is from RefSeq and is a predicted model, not a curated record. The transcript is spliced from 2 exons. Lineage: Eukaryota; Metazoa; Arthropoda; Insecta; Diptera; Tephritidae.